Molecule: messenger RNA, 3607 nt
Organism: Lymnaea stagnalis (great pond snail)
Lineage: Eukaryota; Metazoa; Mollusca; Gastropoda; Lymnaeidae
Source: the annotation of a GenBank genome assembly
CUCUUUUGACUAAUGAGUUUGCCGACCACUGGUGUAGGUAAACAAGAUGGGUUUAAAGAUACACAUUUAAAACAAGCAUGCAUUUCAUCAUUUGAAACAGUUUUUGUGUCUGUUAUGAUUUGCCUCUCCAUUUAAGGAAGGUUAGGACGUGAAACACAAGCCGCCCCAGCCAUAUCCAAGCCAUGAAACGUAUUAAACGGUGAAAUCAGACUGAACGAUGAAGACCGAGCAAUGACCAACACGCGGGAACAGACUUGCUGUUACCAACCUGCACACCAUGACGACUCUCGACGAGGUGCUUUCGGAGGAGUACAGUCCCUUAGACAGACCGGUGCGGGUAGGGAACUACUUGCUGGGCGAUGUGAUCGGCAGAGGGAGGAGUUGUAUUGUUCGCAAGGCGGUCAGACAAACCGAUAAGAAAUAUGUGAGUAUUUUUACUGUGCGUUUUACUUUAGGUUGUAUCAUCAUGCCAAUAAACAGACUGGGAGAGAGACUUCAGACUCCAUCAUGUAGGCUUAGUGAAAACAUACAAGUGACCACCGAAACACGCUAAAUAAUUUUGAAAGCGUCUGGAGUUAUCAAUUCACGGAGUCAUAACAAAGCACUUCCACGAUACAUUACAUAGCGAGAAGGGAGUAAAAAAAUAUAAUUCUUUUUAUAUAACUUGUUCAGUGGUUAUAUCAUUAAACACGUGAUAUAAUCAUUGAACAAGUUAUCAAACAAACAAAAAAAUAAAGGAAAUUUUUAUGCUAGAUUUGACAUAUCAUUGUUAACAUAAUGUUCGGUCAAAAUUUGUCAAUUCCAAACUUUUUGGAUUGGAGUUCAAUCCCCAGCAAAAUAACAACAAUCCAGGGUGGAUGGGUUGCGUUAACCUUGAUUGACAACUCAUCUAAGAGAAGACAAAAUCUGAAUUCAAGAAAUUCAAUGCAUAUUCCGACAAAUCUUGUGAUGUGGAACGCAAAAAGCACAGUGAGAUGGGUGUAAGGAAGAGGAGUGUUGGAAACAUAGGGGCAAAUUACAAAUAAUAGGUGCCGCGGUUGAAACUAACAGCCCUUUGGCAAGUUCAGUUGUGUAGAGAACAGAAGAACUGAGAGAGAACAUGGUGCUACAGAUACGUGAGAAAGCUGGGAACUUGCUGUGGUAUUUUCUGGCACUUGAUGAGUCUACUGAUCUCUCACAACUUCUCUUGUUUAUUUAUUGCGUCAAUUUGGACUUUCAGAUAACUGAAGAGUUGGCAUCCGUUUGCAGUAUGCAUGUAGCAACUUAUAUCUGUGAGCAAACAUUUCAACAAAAUGUAUGUGAAGUCAUCACAUUGAACGAGAGGGAUUGGUGAACAUUUCAAAACAAUUAUUUUGAUUGGAUGCAGCAAUUCCAAACCAAACAAUGAUGAUAUCUUUAAAGCCAAACGUCAGUUUCACAAUUCUCACUAACAUUUUUUUUUGCUGCUUAGUUUGUGAGAUUUGAAUGUGUGCGCAUUAGGUCGGAUGUAACUAUCUUUUUGCUAACGUCGCCUUCUUUGCUAACUUUUUUAGUAAAUAAUUAUGUUGAUUGUCUUUGCUUUUUUUUUUUUUUUUUUUUUUUUUACUUUUUUUUUAAAUAAAUUUUUUUUUUUUUUUUUUUUUUUUUUUUUUUUUUUUUUUGCAUUGCAUACCCCUCUGCUAUGAUUAGCAUGGAGUACUUAACUUAGUUUUUUUGUCCUUUUCCCCAGAGCUUUCAUUCUGGCCUGCAAGUAUUGGACAGAAUCCUUCAUUUUUCCCGUUAUCCGGGCCAUCGUGACAAAAGUUUGGUGACCCCUGGUCUAGACCAAGUCUUGCCAUUGGUCAUCCCUUACAUCUUAGCCUAUCUCCCAGUCGUCUUGACCAAAUCUUGCAAUUUGAUCAAAUAGACCAGGUCGAGAGGUUGAGGCUGACAAAUGCACAACUCUUCCUCACUUUAACAAACAAAUACAGCGCACGUCAAGGCUACUCUGCAAAUUGAAUACAAUCUUGGACAUCACACUUUCGCAUGCGAAGGACGAACAAUUUACUGAUAAUAAAAAAUUAUUAAGAUUUAUUUUUUAAUUUUUUAAUAUUUUUUUUUGCAGUUUGCUUUGAAAAUAUUGAACCGACUAGCUGGUAGUCACGGCGCCCUGAUAGAACAACAAUUCCAACAGGAAGUGCUCGCCCUGACAAAAGUCAGGCACGAGAACGUGGUCACCUUUCACGAGCACCUACAGACUCGUCAUCGGUUUUACAUGACAUUAGACCUUGUACCAGGGAUACUACUGUCUCAGUACCUGCGGAGAAGGUACAGAAUGGAAUUUGUGUGCCACUUCUUGUUAUACAUUUUUGUUUACAUAAUAUUCUGGUUGAUGUGGUUUGUGUAUCAUAUUCAACGAGUUAUGGCUGUGAUUCGUGGAAUCAGAGCUGAAAUUUAGUACACAUCUUAAUCUCAUGGCACCAGGAACUCUGACCUUUCCAUUGAUCCAAUUUAAGGGAGAUCAUCAAGUUAUCUUUUACAAAAUAUAUUUUGUUUGCUAGAAUAACAAUUACUGGCUGUGAAUGAAAAGGAACAAAAAAAAAAAAAAAAAAAAAAAAAAAAAAAACACAAAAAAAAAAAAAAACAAAGUGCAAAAAAAAAAAAAAAAAAAAAAAAAAAAAAAAAAAAAAAAAAAAGAUGGCGGUAUCAACUAAAUGAUGUAGGCGUGCAUCUUAAGCUGAAACCUCCGCUUCAAAUCCAGCAUUCCAACAUUCCAAUAAAAAAAAUUUUUUUUUGGAAAAAAAAAAAAAAACGAGAUGAAAAAAAAAAAAAAAAAAAAAAAAAAAAAAAAAAAAAAAAAAGAUGGCGGUAUCAACUAAAUGAUGUAGGCGUGCAUCUUAAGCUGAAACCUCCGCUUCAAAUCCAGCAUUCCAACAUUCCAACAUUCCAAAUUUCCAGCAUUCCAACAUUUCAACAUUUCCCUGUGUCUCAACCCCUCAGUAUUCGUAACUCAAAGUUUGAAAACCAACUCUCAUUAAUCUUAAUGGAAAAGUAGGCACUUAUAUAAAUAAAAUUCUUAUUUAAAACUACGCAUUAUUUAAACUCGAUGAAAUAUCGGAUAUGGCAAAUAGGGAUGCAAUGCAUGAAGAAAUGAGUUACGUCUCCCGAUUCGGGUUUAAGGAUUUGACCUCACUUUUUGACUUCUCGGAGAUUCUUUUGCUUAAUGACUUUGCUGAACCUUGACGUCACCAACAUAGCAUUCAUUUUCAUUUUUAGCACGUUUUAUUAACCGAACUCAUAAUAUAAUGCAUGGAUUUCAAUGCCGUUAGAUGGCAUCCUUUGAAUUCUUGACUUUGGGUCCCGGGAGUGGAAGUUUGUUCGAUAUUCUAAGCCGUGAUCAAAAUCUUUACGGGAAAUAACUUUCAUAGUCACUAGAGAUCAGACAGAACAUCGUCCCGAUAUAUGGGACGGUGAAGAAGGGUGUAGAUACAGCAGCUAUUCACCAGCUGAAUACAAGUUUUGUCUUUUCUUCAGGAGAGGUCUUCCUGAGAAUGAGGCGCGAUUUCUGUCCAGCCAGCUGGUUAAUGCUUUGCUUCACAUGCACACCUUGAAUGUUGUACACAGGUAUGUGGUUACAUGCACACCUUGA